AUGGCUGAGCAUGUUACUGAUACCCCAGUUCGUCGUCCCAUGGACAAGGAUGAAAAAAUGCUAUUUGCUAACCUCAAGGACGAAGCGCCCAUUCCGUCCAAGGAUGGCUUCCUUUACGAGUGGUGGACCGUGUUUUGGAGGUCCUUUGAAGCUGGACCCAAGGGCAGCCAUACGACGCCCUCGCAGCUGAAACUCCAGAGCAUUGAGCACAUGGGGCAGCAUCAGUCGCUACAGGGGCCAGCGGGAAAUUAUCUCGGGAACACAAGGCCAAGUGUACAGUCGCACUUGCCGAGCCAUACCUCCACGCUCUCUCCAGCGGCGAAUAUUGCUUCGCCCUCUCAUCUCGCUACUUGGCCCGCUGCGAUACAUCAAAUGUAUAAUGCAAUGCCUAAUCUCUCCUCGCAGCCACAGGAGUACACCGGGUAUACCCACUCGCAAGUUCUGUCAACUCCUGGUGGUGACCCGUCCUUCGGGGACGACACCCAGCUUAGGAGUUUCUUGUCCUCCAUCAAUUGGCCCUCCCAGUAA
Messenger RNA from Postia placenta MAD-698-R-SB12, 528 nucleotides. RefSeq lists its product as hypothetical. The transcript is spliced from 5 exons. Lineage: Eukaryota; Fungi; Basidiomycota; Agaricomycetes; Polyporales; Adustoporiaceae. The record is from RefSeq and is a predicted model, not a curated record. Bases 1 to 528 code for a protein of 175 amino acids.